Molecule: messenger RNA, 1112 nt
Organism: Adelges cooleyi (spruce gall adelgid)
Lineage: Eukaryota; Metazoa; Arthropoda; Insecta; Hemiptera; Adelgidae
Exons: 6
Coding region: 1-1080 (359 amino acids)
Source: RefSeq, a predicted model, not a curated record
AUGCUUUCAGUUAAAGUCAUUUUAGCUGUGUUAUUAACAAUUACCGUCAUUAAGUGUGGUGAAGUGGAUGAAAAAAAUAAGUCAGAAUUGCCUGUUAUAAGUGACCGGGAAAGCGAUGAAGGUAGUAAUGGAGCUGGUAGUACGCAACCCAUUCAUGAGUUUGAAAUUGUCGGGGGUAUUGUGUACGAUCCAGAUUCAGAUUCAGAUUUAGAACAUAUUGAACAUGAUUCAACAACCAACGAACUUGACAUAGAUGUUGUGCUGGGAAAGAUCGAACAACGACUUAAAAGACUUGAUCUACUAAACGAUAAUAAAGAUGACAACCAGACCUUAGAAUGGGUAAAAACUGAAUUGAAACGUGUUACCGAAAAAUUCAUAAUUGGACUAGAGGAAUUACAAAAUAAGAUUGCAGAAAAGGUCGAGUCUUCUGACACGGCCAAAAAAAUAAUCGAGGAUAGUAGGACAGCUGUUAACAAAAUCACUGAAAAUAUGUUAAAUGAGACCGACUAUACUGAUGUAGUCAACGGAACAGCCGAUUUGAAUCCUACAGUCACACAAGUACUUAAAGAGAUUAAAGAAGAACUCACUAGUCUCGAGUUUGUAGAUAAAGCCAAAAGUACAUUAAGUGAUGUUGCCGAACAUUUAAAAGCUGGACUUGGCCAUUUACAACAAAUUUAUCAAAUAAUAUCGGUCAAGACCGAGUCUCCUGAAGUGGCCGAAAAAAUAAACGAGGAAAGUAGUUUAGCUGGCACAUCCACCGGCACAAACUCCCAAAAUAUAUCAGAAGAAGUGGAUCCCCGAAGUGAUAAUCAAAAGACUAUUGGUCUUAUGGAAGGAUUCGUUCAAACUUACAAAGAUCUAUCUAAAACAGUUGAAGACGCCGCAUUGAAAAGUUACAUAAACCGAUUUACCAUACAUCACCUAGCAUUAUUGAAGAAUAAGUUAAUAUCCGAAAAGAUUGUAUUGAAAAAACAACUCGAAAGUGAUAAAGAAACUAUUGACAAAAUCCAUCAAGCAUCCGUUGAAGUUUCCAGCCAGAUUGUCGAACAGCCCGCCGAGACUAAUCGAAAAGUAGAUUAGUUAAAUAUUCCAAGUGUCAAAUUAAAAUAAAC